AUGGAUUCAUCAGCGUCCACUUCUGCUACCCCUCUAUGCGCCCAGUGUCACUGUUCACCGGCACUAUACACCUGUCCGCGGUGUCAAAUCCGAACCUGCUCUGCAGCCUGCAGCAAAGUGCAUAAACUCGCCCUCCCCUGCACCGGCGAGCGGGACCCGGCAGCAUUCGUCUUGCCGAAGGAGUAUGGCUAUAGGGCGCUGGGGGCGGAUUUGAUGUAUUUGACCGAUGUGGGGGAGAAGGUUAGGGAGUGGGGGAGGGGGAUGCCUCGUGUCAAUGGGCGGGGGAUGAGAGGCAGAGGCAGGGGGAGAGGGAGAGGGAGAGGUAGGGGGAGAGGGGGAAUGAUGGCUAGAGAGGGUGUGGGGAAGGCGAGGGAAAGAGUAGAGCAAGAACUGGAGAAGAUCGACGCUACUGUCAUUUGGAUGCCUGAUGGUAUGGAGCGCCGAGCAAGGAAUUCGACGCGCUUCAACGCUCGCGAUAACGAGCUGCACUUGACCAUCGAGUGCAGGUUGCGCGCCAAGGACGGAGGGAGCGUCACACUGCUUUUGCAUGAUAUUCCGAUCAAAAACACUGUUGAUCAAGUGCUGGAGAGAGUUAGGCAACAGAAGAAGACUCCUUUGCCGAUUUGGGCGAUGGAAGCACUCGGGUCGACAGAAUCGCUGUUCCUCAUGCCAUCCUACCCUCGGCGAGGACAUUAUCUGCUCGAGAAAGGGAAGACCAUGGAAGAGGUGCUGCGUGGGAAAAGCUGGGUUGAGUGGCCGGUUGUUGAGGUGUGGGAAAAGGCGAGUUUGAGGAGUCAGAUGCCAGCUUCUGGGAGGAGUGAGGAAGGGGAGAGGUCGGCCAAGAGACGGAAGAUGGAGGUGGAUGGGGAGGUGGUGAGAGGACUUGUAGAGGGGUAUGAGAGUGAGGAGGAGGGGGAGGUACAGGGGGUUGCACAAAUGCCAUUGGUUUUGUAUCCUGAAGAGGAUGUGGAGGUUAUCGAGCUGGAUACGCAACCGGCUGAAGAAGGUGAGGACGAAGAAGAAUAUGGGGAAGAGGACGAGGACGAGGUGGAAGAGGCUGGGGAUGAGUUAUCCCCUGAAGAAGUGGAGCGUAUGCGCCAGGAGCUUGCCAGACGCAUCGCCGAUGCUGCGAAGCAAGACGAAGACGAGGAGGAGGAAGAUGACCAGGCGACGCUGCAGCAUCUCAAUCGCCUAGUCCAACAAUCUAAGGCCAGCAUGUUUAGCAAAUAG
Dacryopinax primogenitus is the source of this 1230-nucleotide messenger RNA. RefSeq lists its product as uncharacterized. NCBI's taxonomy places the organism in Eukaryota, Fungi, Basidiomycota, Dacrymycetes, Dacrymycetales, Dacrymycetaceae. The record is from RefSeq and is a predicted model, not a curated record. Gene Ontology annotation, cellular component: nucleus; pre-snoRNP complex. The transcript has a single exon. Gene Ontology annotation, biological process: box C/D snoRNP assembly; maturation of LSU-rRNA from tricistronic rRNA transcript (SSU-rRNA, 5.8S rRNA, LSU-rRNA); snoRNA localization. The coding region runs from base 1 to 1230 and encodes 409 amino acids.